Agelaius phoeniceus (red-winged blackbird) is the source of this 1091-nucleotide messenger RNA. Lineage: Eukaryota; Metazoa; Chordata; Aves; Passeriformes; Icteridae. The record is from RefSeq and is a predicted model, not a curated record.
GUGCGCGUCCGCCCGCAGCGCAGGAGCUUCACUCAGUCGUGCCCCAGCCCCGCGAUGGAGGACAGCGCCAUGGACAUGGAGAGCAUGGGCCCACUGCGCCCGCAGACUUUCCUCUUCGGCUGCGAGCUUAAAGCGGAUAAAGAGUUUCAGUUUAAAGUAGAUGAUGAAGAAAAUGAACAUCAGUUGUCUCUGAGAACGGUUACUUUAGGAGCUGGAGCCAAAGAUGAAUUACACAUUGUAGAAGCAGAAGCACUGGACUAUGAAGGCAACCCUACUAAAGUAGUAUUGGCAUCUCUGAAAAUGUCAGUGCAGCCUACAGUUUCCUUGGGUGGCUUCGAGAUCACACCACCAGUGGUGUUGAGGUUGAAAUGUGGUUCAGGGCCUGUUUACGUCAGUGGUCAGCACCUCGUAGCAUUAGAAGAAGAACCAGAAUCAGAUGAGGAGGAAGAUGAUGCAAAAAUUGUUAAUGCUUCAACAAAGAGACCAGCAAGUGGAGGAGGAGCUAAAACACCACAGAAAAAACCAAAAUUAGCAGAAGAUGAUGAGGAUGACGAUGAAGAUGAGGAUGACGAUGAUGACCUGUUCGUGAGGUUGCAGGAAAAAAUAUGCAGAAAGCAAAGCAGAAUGGAAAAGAUUCUAAGCCAUCCACACCAGCAUCUAAAUCAAAAGGUACUACCCUUCCUAAGCUGGAGCCCAAAUUUGCCAACUACGUUAAGAAUUGCUUCAGGACAGAGGACCAGAAGGUCAUUCAAGCUCUCUGGCAGUGGAGACAGACUCUGUAAGAAAAGAAAACAGUUUAAACAGUUCGUUAAAAUCUGCAAUCUUACUUCUGUAACCAUUAUUUGGCUGUUCUUUUUACAAAUACUGAAAGAGCUUUUCCUCCUGUGUCUGAUAAAUGUCAUCCAGAUUACCUUGCCAAGAAUGUGUUGUCCAAAAUGCCUGUUUAGUUUUUAAAGACAGGACUCCACCCUCAGCUUCAUUUUAAGUAUGUAUGGAAUGUUUUGAUAAGGCAUGGUGGUGGUCAGACAAAUGGAAACGGUGGGGAGACUAAAUGUAUGUGAAAAAAUAAAAUUUAGUAUUUUGAUACAGUA